UGUGUUUUAUUUUAGCACCUCAUCUAUUUUCUCAUAUUUCACAGUACACAUUAAUGGAUUUCCCCGCUCCGUUCCUUCCCUGAGCUUUUAAUAACUUUCCCACCUACUUUCAGGUUUCGGAACAGCAUUAUUAUCAAUGAAUUGACUGGGAGAUGCAGCAUGCUGAGGCCCUUCGCACCACUGGGUCCACACCAACUAUCGAUCACUUGUUCACACUAGUUCUUUGUUAUCCCACUUUCUCAGCCACUCCCUGCACAUGGGGGAAAAUUUACAGUCAAUGAUGUACAAACCUGCCCAUGUAUGGGCUGUAGGAGAGAAUCAGAGAAGCGGGAGGAAACACACGCAGUCACAGUGAGAACGUACAGACUCCACACAAACUGCGCCCGAGGUCAGGAUCGAACCCCAGUCUCUGGGGGCACUCGGGGACGGAAACCUUUAACUCCAAAAGCUUGGCCCUGCAAGCUCAGAAGAAGAUCCUCACCAAAAUGGCCACCAAGGCAGUGGCUAACAUGCUCAUCGACGACACGAGCAGUGACAUUCUGGACGAGUUGUACAAAGUGGCCAGAGAGUACACAAACGACAAGAAAGAAGCCCACAAGAUCUUGAAGGAUUUGAUCAAGAUCGCUUUAAAGAUAGGGAUCCUCUACCGAAACAACCAGUUCAACCAAGAGGAGGUGGAGAUCGUGGAUAAGUUCAAGAAGAAGUUAAACCAGGCGGCCAUGACAGCGGUCAGUUUUUACGAGGUCGAGUUCACGUUUGACAGAACCGUUAUGGCCGAGCUGCUGAAGGAAUGCAAGGACUUGUUGCACGAACUGAUCGAACGCCACCUCACCCCCAAGUCUCACGGUCGCAUCGAUCACGUCUUCAGACUCUUUGGCGACACGGAAUUCCUGACGGACUUGUACAAUCCCGACGGCACGUACAAAGAGUCGCUACAGAAAAUCUGUCGGGGUGUCAACAAACUGCUCGACGAAGGGAUAGUCUGAACUCGGCAGCCCCCCCGGAUCAGGAGGGCAUUCGAGGUGUUGCUGAUCUGCACAGAACAUCCAUUCGCCAUUUUCAUUCACCACUUCCACUGUUUGACCUGGGUGCCACAGUGAUUCCUUUUGUCUGACUGUUACACUGUAGGUGUUUGCAUUUAAAUACAAACCAGUUUGUGAUUCAAAUCUGUUGCUUGUGAGAAAGAGUAAACAAUCUGCUGUGCCAAUGUACGUUGAAGAGCUUUUGUUAAAUUGCUUUUCCACUUGCACACAUUGAGAUGCUUUGAGUACUGCUGUCUCCAGAAUCCAAGGUGUAUUCCAGCACAGUAACCCGAUUUAUUGUUGGAAAAUGUAUUAUGGAAACUCAAAUGAUCUAUGGAAUAAUGGCCUAUUAAUUCUGAAAAUACAACAAUUUAGGCCAACAGCUGUCAUUAGCUGGGUUCAACAGAAUUGAGUGGCACAGUGACGCAGCUGGUAGAGCUGCUACCUCACAGUGCCAGAGACCCAACUCCAAACCCGACCUCGGCUGCUGUCUUUGUGGAGUUUGCACGUUCUCCCCGUGACCGCCUGGGUUUCCUCCCACCUCUCAAAGACGUGUGGGUUUGUAGUUUAAUUGGCUACUGUCAAAUCGCCCUUGGUGUGUAGGGAGUGGAAGCAAAAGUGGGAUAAAUUAGAACUAGUGUGAAGGGGUGAUCAAAGGUCAGUGUGGUGUCAGUGGGCCAAAGGGCAUGUUUCCAUGCUGCAUCUCUACACAGAAUUGAGAAAACAUAAGUCUAUUGUGCCUACUACGCUGGUUAUCCUGUGCUGCUCACUGUCCCAUAUUUUUCUAAUCAUUUUCCAUUAAAGUUUCCCUUUACAAAUA
Molecule: messenger RNA, 1842 nt
Organism: Leucoraja erinaceus (little skate)
Lineage: Eukaryota; Metazoa; Chordata; Chondrichthyes; Rajiformes; Rajidae
Gene: tnfaip8l3
Product: tumor necrosis factor, alpha-induced protein 8-like 3
Exons: 2
Coding region: 486-986 (166 amino acids)
Biological process (GO): regulation of apoptotic process
Cellular component (GO): cytoplasm
Source: RefSeq, a predicted model, not a curated record